This is a messenger RNA of Perca fluviatilis (European perch), 2202 nucleotides long. RefSeq names its product E3 SUMO-protein ligase ZBED1-like. The record is from RefSeq and is a predicted model, not a curated record. Bases 1202 to 1969 code for a protein of 255 amino acids. Gene Ontology annotation, molecular function: protein dimerization activity. The transcript has 2 exons. Lineage: Eukaryota; Metazoa; Chordata; Actinopteri; Perciformes; Percidae.
CUAUCUAUCUAUAUGGCUAUCUGCCACACGGCGAGUAAAUGUUUGUCUUCAGUCUAGGGAUGUUAACCGAUGACCGUUUGACCGGUGGUUGACCGUUUCAACGUUAACCGGUCAAAGUUAUGUUAAUCGGUUAAAAAAAAAAAAGUGAUCUCUAAAUUAGGCAAUUAUAGAUAUUGGAAUAAACGCUACUACAGUUAGCCAUCUCAUUCCAAUAUUUUUUUUUCUGUGAAGUGAAAUAAUCCCUCACGCAAAAUUUUUCAUAAUCGCCUGUUUUGUAAACCAAUAAAAACAUUUGGCGCGAGGUCACACCGUUUGGGUUUGCGCUCACAUGGUUUGCAAAAAGUAAAUGCUACAGGCUAAAACACUGGAGGUUAGAGCAGAGCAGACGACAUGAAGCGUGCAAAGAAAAGUACUGUGUGGGACCAUUUCACCAAAAAGAAUGACAAAGAUGUGAGUUGCAACUUAUGUGAUACAUUGCUGAAAUAUAGUGGCAGCACAUCAUCUAUGAUGUAUCACCUGAAGACGCAACACCCGCAAGCCUCUUCGGAUGAGAAAGGUAGCCAAAGCCAACCUACCGUGCCAUCUAUGCUAGCUGGUAGGAAAUGUGACAAACAGCGCUCAGAAACGAUUACCCAAAAGAUAUGCAGAAUGGUUGAAAAAGACAUGCUGCCCCUUGAUUUUGUAAGCGGUGAGGGAUUUCUAGAGCUUAUAAAAUUCCUUGAACCAAACUACACAGUCCCGUCUCGACAGACCAUAACAACACACAUUGAAGAGCGCUUUGUCAAGAAAAAAGAUGAGCUCAAAGCGCGCCUGUAUCGUGCCAGGUGUGUAGCCAUCACGACGGACUGCUGGACAGCACUAACCACAGAGAGUAAUGUGACAGUCACUUGCCACUGGAUUGACAAUGUCUGGCAGGUUAAAUCAGCAGUACUCCUCACAAAAAGUAUGCCAGGCAGACACACCGCCGAAAACCUGGCUGCAACACUAAACGAAGCGGUAGAGGCCUGGGGAAUGACCGGGAAAGUGGUCGCACACAAGCUCAUCCAGUCCUGAAAAACUAGAUGGAAUUCGGUGUUCGACAUGUUUGAGAGGCUUCUCGAACAGCGAUGGGCAGUGACAGCCGUCUUGUCCGACCACACCGUCACUCACAAAGCUGCAGGAUGCCAGAAUUCUCGAGAUCAAGGACGAAUACUGGGCAAUAAUGGCUGAUCUUAAACCUGUCCUGGAAACCCUUAAAUGCGCAACCACUAUCAUGUCUUCUGAGAAGACCGUGUCGAUCUCCCACAUCUACCCCAUCACCUUCAGCAUCAUUAAUAAGCACAUGGCCAUCGCUACCGAUGACAGGCCUCGGGCAGCAGAGUUCAAGACCAUGGUUCGACAGUCAUUGAGUCAACGCAUGGAGGUUGACUACAACGAACGCUUGGUUACAAUGCCAGCGAUGAUUGCCUCUGCCCUUGACCCUCGACAUAAACACCUCCCGUUUUCAUCAAGAGAAAAAACAAAGGCAGGGCUUGAUAAACUCAAGGAACUCUGUGCUGACGUGGAGCAUGCAUCUAUUGAGGAGGACAUGGGUGAGGAAGAAGAGCCUGGUGCUGCAGGAGGAGAUGAUGAUGUUGUUGCUGUGACAGCGGGUCCAUCCAGCGGAGCCAGCCACAAGGAGAGUGCAAUGAGUCUGCUUCUGGGAGAUGAUUACAGCGCAGCCGAUGCUACGGAUCCACAGUUGGAAGUGGAUACGUAUGUGAAAGAUAGUCGCUCCUCACUAGAAAGCAAUCCGCUUGAUUGGUGGAGGGCAAACCAGACGCGCUUUCCCAGACUGGCAAGAUUGGCGCAGCGCUACCUUUGCAUCCCCGGGACUUCUGUUCCAUCAGAGAGGGUUUUCUCCGCUGCGGGCCUUGUGGUUAAUCGACUGCGUACCCGCUUGACCCCAGAGCACGUAGACAUGCUUGUGUUCUUUAAUAAAAAUAAGUGACUGACUCGUAGUGGGUGUGUUGGGGCAUAACCCUUGACACCUAAAAAAAGGUUAUUAGGCGUCUUUUACGCAUUCAUUAAAGAUUUUCAUUCAUUUUUCGUCUAUUUUUUAGGCCACAGUAGGCUAUUCUCUAUUUAACUUGUUUUUCGUUAAUUUAUUUUCCGAGAAUAACUAAUGGCCAAAUCGUUUUAUGUUUUAAUAAUUAGGGGGCAGCCUAACCCUAAACACCUGUC